Messenger RNA from Macrobrachium nipponense, 1476 nucleotides. RefSeq lists its product as uncharacterized. Bases 194 to 1174 code for a protein of 326 amino acids. The record is from RefSeq and is a predicted model, not a curated record. Gene Ontology annotation, molecular function: protein binding. The transcript has 10 exons. NCBI's taxonomy places the organism in Eukaryota, Metazoa, Arthropoda, Malacostraca, Decapoda, Palaemonidae.
GUCCCAGUAACAGAAUGUGAUGUGUAUAUAUAUACGAGGCGAACAAAAUCGUAGUCCUCAGUCUCACUUAUCGUGGUCCUGCAACGGGCACAACGGCCAACAAAUAGAUAACUCCAACCGCCUUCGAAGACGAAUACCAGUGAAGGGACAGUUUUAAAAGACUAGACGUAACCCGAGUGUGAAACCCCUCGACAUGGCGUCGGCAACAUCUCUUGUUCUGGGGGUUAUGCACAUUCUGUUCCUCAUAGGGCGAACGGAAGGCGCAUCUUGUUCUUCAAACCAGAUAAGCUGCAGAACUGGGAACCAGUGUGUGAGUCUAGGAGACGUCUGCAGAGGUGGCAGCCACCAGUGUGCAGAUGGAUCAGAUGAGGAUCCUCAGAUAUGCUCGUUUUGGAAACCUGACUCGCGAUGUGGCCGUGGUCAGUUCUAUUGCUCAGGAUUAUAUGGGUGUACCAGUCUCGCAACUGCGUGUUCCAAUAGUUGUGGGAUAAACACAAGAAUCUGCGAGUUGAUUGCGAGCAAAAUUCUUAAACUAAAGAAAGAAGAGGAAGACCGGGAAGAGACAGGACUGAGUCUCACCGAGGAGUUAGUGAGUCUAAUGCAGCAGGCAGUCAACGCCACCUCCAACGUUUCAGUAUCCUGUCCCAUGUUUUACAGUCGCAUAGGGGACGCCUGUCUGUCCUUCUUCGCCCCGGCAAAGGUUCCAUGGCCAGAGGCAAGACAGUUUUGCCUGUCAAUCGGUGGCGACCUCAUAGCCAUCAAGGGCAUUGUCGAUCAUGAAAAACUCUUGGGGUAUAUGCAGAGGGCUCAACUAACCACUGAUUUCUGGAUCGGUGGUCGGUUUGACGUUGAUACAAAUUCGUGGUCUUGGGUGCUCGACGACACUCCCUUGCCCCUUGGGGCGCCCUUCUGGGCUACGAGGUAUAGUUCCUCCUGCGUCCCUCGCUCCCCUCCUCACACGGAUCCUUUCAAUCCUGCACCGACAGCCCUACCAAAGGCCCCUUGCUUCAAUUACGUCCAGGCACCUGCGCAGCGGUCAGCAGGAUGGUGUGCAGCCAUGACUUACGAACAUUAUUACUACUUCACUGACGAAGAGUGCCAAGAAAACAGGAGCCCUCUCUGCCUCUUCCAAGGUAGGCCGCGUCAGAAGCAAGUUGACACCACUGUCAACUGACUAAGAAUCUCCAGCAGGCGGAGGGAAGGUCGUCGACACGAACCAAAGACCAGCAGGAGGAGGGAAGGUCGUCGACACGUCGCCAAUCCUACUAACAGAGGCCUCCGUUAUCGUUCUUGUCUCGUUUCAGUGGUUUUCUCUCUCGCUCUCUCCACCUUCUUUUGUUUGCUCGGAUCUUUGUAGUUCUGAGGGAUCGAAACAGGUGGCCACUGACUGAAGUUUCACUUGAGAGAUGAUGGUAUGACUGAACUUGAGAAAUGUUGACGUAAUUUAACAUUUCACUUGAGAAAUGUUGACGUAAU